GCAGCGGUCGCGGCUUCAGUCUAGCCUACCCGGCCGCCGGGCGGGAGCAGGGCGAGAGGAGCCGCAGCUCCGCGCCGCCGCUGCGCUCGGGGGCCCUGAACCCGCCCGGCUGCCGCUUCCUGCCGCUCUUCCUCUGCGGUGAGGAGGGCGCACCGGCGUCAGAGCCGAGAGGGCCAGGCAGGGUCGCGCGCAUGGCCUCGGCGGGCGCGCGGCGGCUCCCGGCCCGGACGCGCGCGGCGGCCCAGCGCUGCUGGGGCCUCCCGCUCCGCCCUCCGCGACCGCCGCGACCACUGAGAUCUCUGAUGUCCUGCAGCCUCCUCUUGCCCCGGGCUGCACAGGUCUUGGCGGCUGAGGCUGGCUUACCUCCCAAACGUUCCUUCAUGGGCUUUGCUGCCCCCUUCACCAACAAGCGAAAGGCUUACUCCGAGCGUAGGAUCAUGGGGUACUCAAUGCAGGAGAUGUAUGAGGUAGUGUCCAAUGUCCAGGAGUAUCGUGAGUUUGUGCCCUGGUGUAAGAAGUCUUUGGUGGUAUCCAGCCGCAAAGGUCACCUGAAGGCCCAGUUGGAGGUUGGCUUUCCACCUGUUGUGGAACGUUAUACCUCUGCUGUCUCCAUGGUCAAACCUCACAUGGUCAAGGCUGUUUGCACUGACGGCAAGCUCUUCAACCACUUAGAGACCAUUUGGCGAUUCAGCCCUGGUAUUCCUGCCUACCCCCGAACUUGCACUGUAGACUUUUCGAUUUCCUUUGAGUUUCGUUCUCUGCUGCACUCCAAGCUGGCCGCCAUGUUUUUUGAUGAGGUUGUCAAACAGAAUGUCGCUGCCUUUGAGCGCCGGGCAGCCACCAAGUUUGGUCCAGAAACAGCCGUCCCCCGUGAACUGAUGUUCCAUGAGGUGCACCAGACUUAAGGCAAAGGAGUAUUCCCUAGCCUCUCCUCUACUCUCCCUCCCCACCCAAUUUUCUUAUUUAUUUCAUUUGGCUCCUGCUCCAAUCUGCGAGAAGAGUCUAUGUUCACAAUGCUGUUCUCCCUUUCAAUUCCCCAGAAACUGGCCUCUAAGCUGGCAGGAAAUGCUGGGGGUAUGGAAAGGAGACAUGCCUAGGAAAGGGUCAGGCUCAUCUUGAGAGCCCCACAUGCCUGAUGCCUGCCGCCUUCUCACACUGAAUUAUAAUCAGGACUGUGUGGUUGUCUCUGGGCCCAGUCAAGGUGCCUUAGUGUCUGACCAGGGGAAGAUAGCAACUUUUCUAAGGAUUGAAUAAACUGAGCUUUUUCCUCUAACUUAGAGGUACUGGGUAGUCAAUAACUUUUGCCUGCGUAAGAUGUCUGAGAUCUGGCCCAAGCUUGAAGUCCAUAUAACCUCACUUUAAGACUAUUUCCAUGCUGCCUGGCUGGUGGAGCAAGGGGCUUUCUUACCAUCAGUGCCAUAGGGCAAGGAGAAAACAACAAACAGAGUUGUACUCUUGAGUUGUACCUUAUUCUUCCACUUGGCUUGAAUUUUUAUAAAAUUUCAAUAAAUUGUGACAGUGUGAAUUUGGCUAUUUUAUAUUGUUUCUUGGGGGAAUAAUGUAGAUAUAGCAGAGUAGAAGAAAGUCAUGGCUUCCUUCCCUAGGGGAGUGAAGGUGCAAGAAGGCCUUCUGGACAUAGUGUCCCUGCUAACUAUAGUAGCACAUUCUACAAGCCAAGACCUAGUACCCACUCCCUUGCCUAUUUAUAGACUUUUUCAGAAGGUCAGUUGCAGCAGGAGUCUCAGGAAAGAAUAAUCUGGUUUCAGACCUCCCAUAUAACUGAUGCUCUCAGGACCUUAUUUUGGGGGCCUGCUUAAAGGAGGCUGCAAAGAACGGGCAUUCCACAGAGUACCAGAGCCCUCUAGUGGCUCAGGUCCGGAGCGAGCAGUCCUCCCCUAUUUGUCCUUGAUUUAGUUUGUUCCUUUCACCAGUGGGGUGGACCAGUUUCCUUAGAUUACUCACAUAAGCAGUUGUGAGGUCUCAGCUAUCAGCUUGAGUGUUGUUCCUUACAACAAAAUUAGGAAGGAUGGGGGGGCUCAAGGUCAAGGACUUAUCACCUUGAGGAAAGACAGACAUCUCCUUUGGAAAUUUCACAGGGAUCCUGUCUUCUGAUUAGGGUAAAUGAAUGCCAACCCGCCUAACGAUAAAGGGAUGCACAGGAUAAUUUAUAACCCACUAAGUCCAGGAUCUUUAGCUAGAUUCCGUAUCUCAUAAUAGAGAUUCUUCCAGGCUUUAUUUAAUAGUGGGCUCAAGCAUUGUUAAUAAAAACAUUUAUUUUGCAUUUUAUACAGAACAACCUGAAGUCUGCAUCAAGACUUGACAGUUACCCAGGGGUAUACAGUGUGUCCAUCUCAACAGCGUGGUUCUGGGGAUUAGGGAUCCACACAAACACAGGCAGGAGUUGCAAGAGAGGAAGGGGGCACAGCAGGAGUGUAUUUCAAUCCUUUCUCAAAGAAAAGGCAGUAGAGCAUUCUGAGUCACUGAAAACCUGUGCAAAUGGGGCUUCGAAAAUAAACACUGUACUGUGAACUCUUGCAGAAGUGGCGGGAAAAGGACCUUGAUAAAUAAAGGGAUAUUUUCCUGUGGCAGGGGAUAAGGAGGGGGACCUACUAUUUUUAAUGCCCUCAGCCCCAGGACUUGAUAUUCAAAGGAGAUCAUGUCCAAUCUUAAAUCAUAUGCCUGCUCAGAAAGAGGUGCUAUACCCCUGGGACCAGACCAUGAGGAUAUCAUGCUGGUCAUUCCUAAGACCCUUAUUCUAUGGCCCACAGCACAAAGCACAUUAAAAUAAAGGAGGGAAAAAAUGGUCAGAGGGUAGUGGCUUGUGUUCUGUGGAAGUAAAAAGCUGAGUUCAUGUUAAGCACUGAUAAAGCCAAAUGACUGGGAAAGACCACAGAUCACACAGUGGUUAUAUACAACCUGCUGAAAGAUGUCUCUACUAGGGACCAAGGGGGGUAGGUCCAGAGCCUCCUCACAGCAGGUACAGAAAAUCUGGAAGGAGGUGAGUAUUAAAGUAGUAGGGAACAGAACACUCCCAGAUCUUAAUAUACAUGGGAUAAUUAAAAAAAAAAAAAAAAAAUCAAA
This is a messenger RNA of Diceros bicornis minor, 3081 nucleotides long. It is a transcript of the gene COQ10A, whose product is annotated as coenzyme Q10A. The transcript is spliced from 5 exons. Gene Ontology annotation, cellular component: mitochondrion. Gene Ontology annotation, biological process: ubiquinone biosynthetic process; cellular respiration. Gene Ontology annotation, molecular function: ubiquinone binding. Lineage: Eukaryota; Metazoa; Chordata; Mammalia; Perissodactyla; Rhinocerotidae. Bases 192 to 905 code for a protein of 237 amino acids. The record is from RefSeq and is a predicted model, not a curated record.